AUGUUCCCUGCCCACAUCGGGCCGAUCAACCGCAGAGUAACUGUGACGCCUGAUGAAGAACAAAACUUGAAUCAUUACGUACAAGUUUUACAGAACCUAAUACUAAGUGUUCCCACUAAGGAGCCAGGUCGUCAGAAAAAAUCAAAGUCUCCAAAUAAUGCUAAUUUCAUAGGACCGAGAGUAUCGAGAGUUAAGGAGCUAAAAUAUACACAUGAUGUAGGUCCAGGUGACAAUGAUGUUUUAAUCAAUCCUGUCAGUGAAGAAACUACAACUUUCCCUACUAGGGGCUUCACAUUGGAAAUAGACAAGAAAAAACAUACUAAAAGCACAGCAUUCUGGUCGAUUAAACCAAAUAAUGUUUCUGUUGUUUUACAUGCAAAAGAACCUUUUAUUGAGAAAGAUGAGCCAGAGCCAGAACCAGAGCCAGAGACAAUUGAACCUCGCACUGAGGCAUCAACGCAAGUGCCAAGUGUUACUGAACCAAGUCAAGAUGUCACCUUUUUAAGCAGGAGCACUGACUUGGAUACCGCCACGGAAGAAGAUGUUCCUCAGCUCUCAGGUGACAAUGAAAUGGAUUAUCUUGAAUCACAUGAUGUGUAUAAUGAAGACGUUUUGAAAAGAAUUGCAGAUAUUAAUUCACAGUUGCAUCACGUACCUCUUCCUGAGAGCUACAAGCCAGAAUAUAGAGCGGACAUUCAAGCCUCUAAAGAACACCUAAAACGAAGCCUUGCUCUAGCCAUAGCAGCAGAACAUAAAUUAGAAAAAAUGUAUAAAUCCCAGCUGUUACCACAAGGACAAAGCAGUGGUGGAGUUUAUGACAUUGUAACUGUUAUUAACAUGCUGUAUAAUUCUAGAUAUAAAUUAUCUGAAUAUUUAGAUAUAAAAUAUGUUCCAUCAGAGAUGAGAGGAAAAGCUACUGUAGUAGUCCAUACAUUGAAAAAAAUACUAUGUGUUGGUCAUGGAGAAGAAACUCACAACCUCCUUAAGCAGUUAUUAAAUAAUAAUAUAAAAAUUUUACACAUACUUGAUACUCAUGACAAAGUUGAUUCAAGCUAA
This is a messenger RNA of Budorcas taxicolor (takin), 1056 nucleotides long. It is a transcript of the gene SPESP1, whose product is annotated as sperm equatorial segment protein 1. Gene Ontology annotation, cellular component: acrosomal vesicle. The transcript is spliced from 2 exons. Gene Ontology annotation, biological process: fusion of sperm to egg plasma membrane involved in single fertilization; acrosome reaction. NCBI's taxonomy places the organism in Eukaryota, Metazoa, Chordata, Mammalia, Artiodactyla, Bovidae. The record is from RefSeq and is a predicted model, not a curated record. Bases 1 to 1056 code for a protein of 351 amino acids.